UCUUGUGGGAAAUCAUCAGCGCAUGACUGGUCUUGUCAUUGGUGGCCAGUUGCUACAAGUCUUUGGAAGUAAACAAAAAUUUAAACGUUGUCUAAACGAUUUUAUCAUUCAAUUAUAUUUAUAUAUAUUAAUAAUGAGCGUGACACUUCAUACUGAUGUGGGUGACAUUAAAAUAGAAUUAUUCUGCGAGUUGUGUCCUAAAACAUGCGAGAAUUUCCUGGCACUGUGCGCAAGUGAUUAUUACAAUGGAUGUCUAUUUCACCGCAACAUCAAAGGCUUCAUAGUCCAGACUGGCGACCCGACACAGACAGGAAAAGGAGGCACGUCAAUAUGGAACAGAAAAUUCGAAGACGAGUUCAAAGAAGAGCUUAAACACAACAUAAGAGGCCUUGUUUCGAUGGCCAACAAUGGGCCCAACACAAAUGGCAGCCAGUUUUUCAUCACUUAUGGCGCUCAGCCUCAUCUGGAUCUCAAGUACACGUUAUUUGGCAGAGUAAUUGAUGGCUUGGAUACAUUAGAACAGCUGGAAAAGCUGCCAGUCAAUCCGAAAAAUUACAAACCACUUACGGAAACUCGUGUCAAUACUGUGACGAUACACGCGAAUCCACUUGCUGGAUAAAUAGUUACUUAUAAAUAAAUAUAUGAGAAAGAAGGUGUAAAUAGCGGGUGAGCAAGAUGCGUAAAAAUAAAUUUUAUUCAUUUUUUAAUUAAAAAAAAUUUAUUUAUAUAAGUAUUAAAAAUAUAAUCACAAUAUGUGCAAUUAAUUAUAAUUGCCGUGCAGUCUUUUGUUUUCUGGAUCGAAUGGACUGUGUGCGUAUGCUCGUGCGGGAUAUCUUUGGCCCAUUGAUUCUAUUUCAUAGUCACCUGAUUCUAUGAAUUGUUUCGUUAUAUUUUCAUCAUUAGGAUGAGUGAUGUAUCUAGAAAAUUUUAUAUUUCGGUAAAAAAUUUAUCAGACACUGGACAAGGUAGACCUCAGUAUCCGAUCAUGGAACCAGUACCCGAUCAUAUUUACGAAAUAUAGAUAUACAAAUACAUGAAGUGAUCGAGUACUAGUUCCUUGAUCGGGUACUAGAUCUUUUACCUUAGAUAUAUUUUCAAAAUAAUUUAUAAUUUAUUAUUACCCAUGUCCAAUACUGUUAUUAUAAAUAUAAGAGUAUUCAGCUCUUCUUAAAUACCCAACGAGUUUAUUAUCACGAUAAAUAGCUUCCAGUCCCCACAAAGGUACUCGUUUACUGUAAAAAAAAUUAUAUAAUCGGUAAUUUAUAAAGUAAUUUGUGUAAAAUAUUCAUAAAAAACUCACUCUUUAAGAUGAAAGUGAACUAGUUUACGCUUAAUACCAUCGGCGCGCAAUUUAUCAACAGCUUUCUUGCCGAUGUAUUCUCCAUGUCGACGACAAAGAAAACCAAGUCCAGCUUCAAUGGGGCUAUCGUCCAUUCUUAAGUCGCUGUUCCAUAAAUGGUAUCCUUUCUCGAGACUCAAACUAUACAUGGCACGGAAACCAGCUAAUUUUAACCCGUACUCCUUGCCAGCUUCCAUCAGGAUGUUGAAGAUUUUUUCGCAAGACUGGCUGGGAAUGUGCAGCUCGUAUCCCAGUUCCCCGACGAAACUUAGACGCAAGGUCCUGACGAGGCAGCCUUUUAUGUCGAUAAUCUUUGAAGUAGAAAAGGGAAACUGGGCAUCUGAUAAGUCUUUGUCUGAUACUUCUUCAAGUAUGUAACGGCUAUUUGGUCCUUGGAUUGAUAAAAUUCCCAUGGUGUCAGUGGCGUCGUGAAUUGUCGCUUCGAAUCCUUUUUUUUUAAUCGCUUUAUUCAAGUGCGAAAAUGUGUGAUACGAAGACAUUCCUCCAGCAACUAGAU
Molecule: messenger RNA, 1856 nt
Organism: Microplitis mediator
Lineage: Eukaryota; Metazoa; Arthropoda; Insecta; Hymenoptera; Braconidae
Product: peptidyl-prolyl cis-trans isomerase-like 3
Exons: 4
Coding region: 23-619 (198 amino acids)
Biological process (GO): protein folding; protein peptidyl-prolyl isomerization
Cellular component (GO): catalytic step 2 spliceosome
Molecular function (GO): peptidyl-prolyl cis-trans isomerase activity
Source: RefSeq, a predicted model, not a curated record